UCAGGUGUCGGAGAGAUGAGAGCAGGAGGCGUGGAGGAGAGCCCGUACAAAGAAAAGAAAAGAGUCCUGAAACUGAAGAACCCUGCAAAGAUCUGGAAGACCCUCAAACCGCAGAACACCGCCAACACCACCGAGAAUGAGGCUGAGGUUGGAGAGAAUCUGCUGCAGGAACAGAAGGCAGAGACUUUGGAGGAGAUCAGCAGGAGGCUGAUCAUGAGGGAGGAGCAGCUUUUCAGUCAAGCCUCCAUCAGUGAGGGUGAUGAGGACCAGUUGCACAAAGACCUGGAGGACCUCAUGCUGCAGAUAUGGACAGCUAUUCACGACACCUUCGCCUCCUCCCCUACCUCCUUCUCAGGGGAGAUGGAAGUCCUGAGGAGCGCUGUGCUCGCCAUCCAGCUGCAGGAGGAACAGGACCGCCGCUGGACUGGGAGUCCAGAGGACCGAGUCCCAGUGUGGCGUCCUCAGAAGUGUCUGAGCACUCAUAACAGACUGCUGCAGAACAUGGUGGAGUCUCGGCUGGUGAAGGCUGCUGAGGAGGAACAAGGAGGAGCUGACGGCCUGUCGUCUCCUCUGAAGAGGGAGGUGUGCCUUGUAGGUAGGCGUGUGAAGGAGGACCUGCUGACCGUGGCGAGGGUGGUGGUGAACUGUUACCCUCCUCAGAUGGACAUCCUGAACCUGUACGCAGGACUCUACCAUAGGGAUUUCUCCACUCGAAUGAACAAACUCGCCGCCUCAGAACUGAAACCAGACGACUGCUGCUACCUGCUGUUCUGGACCAAUCACUGCUACCCAAAUGAAAUUUUAAAACAUGAUGAUCUGGAGGGGAAAAUAAAGACGGCCUGCCUCGGUUCUCUGCUUCAACCACAAACCCUGGACCGACUGGAGGACCAGUACCUGACCCACAAGCAAGACAAAAUGAAGCUGUGGCUGAAUGCAGCGCUGAGGAAAGAAGAGGAGAGCUGGCUGAGUGGGAAAACACCUGAACUCAUCGACCAAUACUGCUUCAGCCCUCUGGCUAUCGACAUCAUCCAGAUGAUAGACGGCUCCCUGUCAGAGUUCAGCUGUACUGUCAGGGAGCAGACGCAGGCUCAGAGGCUCAUGGCUCACCUGGAGAGCUUCCUCAUCAGCUAUAAGAAGUGUGUGGAGGAGUUUUUGAAAGGAAACCACGGGAACAUACGCCCAGUGAUCAAAGCUCAGCUGGUCUGUGAGCAACAGUUCAGGAAUUACAUCACAGGUUUAACAGGAAGUCUGUCGGAUCAGCAGAGACAAAGCUGUCUGGACACGCUGUCUGCCUUGAAGGAUUGUGGGUACAAAUGCCUCGCCUGUCCCAAACUCCUGCAGCUGAAGGUGCAUUUGAGUCAGCUGUGGACGGCAGCCUGGAUGGAUGGGUCACUUCCUGUGGUGGACUCUUUGCUCGACUUUCUGAACGAACAGCUGAGUGACCUCUGUGACCUGAAACCGACCUGCAGACAGUCCGUGCUGUCUGUCCUCCAUGAGGACGUCAUCCACCAGUACGUGAAGACAACGAUGAAGACCAGGAGCAGGAGCAAGGAGCAGCAGGUGGCCGGAGCUCAGCAGAUGGUUGAUGAUGCCAAAAAGAUCAACGACUUCUUCAGCGAGGGGGGCUGCAGUGAGUCUCUGUGGCUCGGGGAGAUGCUCGUCAGCCUCGCUGAGAUCGUCCGCCUGCAGGAUCCAGGAAGUGUUCAGUUAGAGAUGGUCAGCCUGGCCAGACGCUUCCCCGACCUCAGUGACGCUCACAUCUUGGCGCUGCUAUCACUGAAAACCGGCCUGUCAGCUGCUGAUGUCCGCUCCAUCAGGCGGAGUGUGGAAGACAACCGCCUCCAUGGUGUCUCCACCAAUCAGAGCCCUCUGUUCUUCUCCAAAAUCAAAGUGAAAUGGAUCAAUACUAAGAUGAACCAGCUGAAGAGCUGA
Messenger RNA from Cheilinus undulatus (humphead wrasse), 1932 nucleotides. Its product is annotated as tumor necrosis factor alpha-induced protein 2-like. NCBI's taxonomy places the organism in Eukaryota, Metazoa, Chordata, Actinopteri, Labriformes, Labridae. The transcript has 13 exons. The record is from RefSeq and is a predicted model, not a curated record. Gene Ontology annotation, molecular function: SNARE binding. Gene Ontology annotation, cellular component: exocyst. Gene Ontology annotation, biological process: exocytosis; exocyst localization. The coding region runs from base 16 to 1932 and encodes 638 amino acids.